GUAAACAAAACAUUUUGCCGGAUUCAGUAGUGACUUGAAGUUGUAAUUCAACAUGGGUUUUCUGACCAUUCUUAAGAAAAUGAAACAGAAAGAAAAGGAAAUGCGGAUACUCUUGCUAGGACUCGAUAAUGCAGGCAAAACAACCAUCCUGAAGCGAUUCAACGGGGAGCCAAUCGAUCAGAUAUCUCCCACCCUCGGGUUUAAUAUCAAAACGCUGUACUAUAACGAUUACGUCCUCAAUAUGUGGGAUGUAGGAGGCCAGAAAUCACUACGAUCCUACUGGCGUAACUACUUUGAGUGCACCGAUGGGCUCAUUUGGGUUGUCGAUAGCACCGAUCGGAUGCGUAUGGAAUCAUGCCGGGAGGAGCUCAUGGUAUUGCUGCAGGAAGAGCGACUAGCUGGUGCCACGCUUCUGGUAAUGGCCAACAAGCAGGAUCUACCGGGAGCGUUGACAGGAAAUGAAAUCAAGGACAUUCUGGAGUUAGAUAAGAUCGAAACCCACCACUGGUCGAUACAGAGCGUCAGUGCCGUAACCGGUGGUAAACUAGUGGAAGCCAUCGACUGGCUGGUAGACGAUAUUUCCAAAAGAAUUUUCACGCUAGACUAAAAUGUAGCUAACCAUAUUUUAAUCUCUAUCUAUAAGUUAACAAUAACUUUAUUGAUAUUCUGAUUUCAUAAUACUACUCCGGCCUUGUUGCAUUAUUCCAUAUA
This is a messenger RNA of Anopheles coustani, 711 nucleotides long. It is a transcript of the gene Arl2, whose product is annotated as ADP-ribosylation factor-like protein 2. Lineage: Eukaryota; Metazoa; Arthropoda; Insecta; Diptera; Culicidae. Gene Ontology annotation, cellular component: microtubule cytoskeleton; cytoplasm. The transcript has 2 exons. The record is from RefSeq and is a predicted model, not a curated record. The coding region runs from base 53 to 607 and encodes 184 amino acids. Gene Ontology annotation, molecular function: GTP binding; GTPase activity. Gene Ontology annotation, biological process: protein folding.